Molecule: messenger RNA, 2496 nt
Organism: Salmo salar (Atlantic salmon)
Lineage: Eukaryota; Metazoa; Chordata; Actinopteri; Salmoniformes; Salmonidae
Source: RefSeq, a predicted model, not a curated record
GAGAGAGAGAGAGAGAGAGAGAGAGAGAGAGCUGAGUCUGUACUGCACUGGCUUCCCUUCAACCACUCUGUUACUCUCUGAUCUGACACCACACAAUUUAGAGAGGGACACACACAGAGAGACACACAGCAGCACAGAGAGUGAGAUAGAAAGAGAGAGCGAGAGAGAGAGAGAGAGAGAGAGAGAGAGAGAGAGAGUUGCAGUGCUGAGAACCGAGAAGAACUGAGAGAUCUGAACCCCACUCUGCUCUUCCUUCCUUCCAUCCAAUGGAAGACUACUUAGACUGGAUCUACAUGGGGGUGAUGUCUGCGUUUGUUGGAGGGGCAAUGAAGAAGGUCCUGGCGUCCCACAUCAGCGCGGCCCCGACCGUAGUGGCCUGGCUGGGGGUCACCUUACUAGUGGAGAGGCUGUGGUUCUUCUGUGUGCCUGCUGCCCUGGUGUUGGCUGUCCUCUGUCUCACCUGCUGCCUAUACUCUGCCAGGACAGCCCCAGCACCCACUCUGCCUGUCCAGGGCAAGGCUGUCUUCAUCACAGGCUGUGACACAGGCUUCGGGAAGGCUGCAGCGUGGCGUCUGGACGCCCAGGGUUUUCAGGUGUUUGCCACGGUGUUGGAUCUGUGUGGGGAGGGAGCCAUGGAGCUCCAGAGGACCUGCUCCCCUCGUCUCACCCUACUACAGGUGGACAUCACCCAGCCACAGCAGGUCCAACAGGCUCUUCUAGACACCAAGGCCAAACUGGGCCUCAGAGGUCUGUGGGGCUUGGUGAAUAAUGCAGGAGUAUGUGUUAACUUUGGGGAUGCAGAGUUGUCUCUGAUGUCUGACUACCGUGGCUGUAUGGAGGUUAACUUCUUUGGGACUCUGAACGUCACCAAGACAUUCCUGCCUCUGCUGCGUCAGGCCAAGGGACGUGUCAUCACUAUCUCCAGUCCCGCAGGAGAGCAGCCGUUCCCCUGCCUAGCAGCAUACGGAGCCUCCAAGGCAGCUCUCAACCUGUUCAUCAACACACUGCGCCAUGAAAUGGAACCCUGGGGGGUCAAAGUGUCCACCAUACUGCCAUCCUCAUACAAGACAGGUCAGUCUAGUAACCAGGAGUACUGGGAGCGUCAGUACAAGACCCUGAUCCACAACCUGUCCGCAGGCCUGCUGGAGGAGUACGGGGAGGACUACACCCGUGAGACCAAGGACCUCUUCCAGCGCUUCGCCCAGUCGGCUAACGAGGACCUGUCGCCAGUCGUCAACACCGUCAGCGAGGCGCUGCUCUCCCCCCGGCCCCUGGUCCGAUAUUACGCUGGGCCCGGCGUGGGCCUCAUGUACUUCAUUUACAGUUAUUUCCCUCUGAGGCUCUCAGACAAGUUCCUCCAGAGACUGUUUGUCCAGAAGAAGAUCAUCCCCCGAGCGCUGAGGAAAGAGAACGGUCUCAACGGCAGCCUCAACAACAACAACAACAAUAACAACAAUAACAACGCGGAGAAGAUAAAGAAGUAAAACAAUGAGAUGUGUGUUUGUUUUUGAGGUGAAAAAACAAACAAAAAAGUGGAAGCUGUAGGACCACUUACGUCAGGUUAAAACACACGCUCAUAGUGUCGUUGUCUAUUUCUGUUUGAAUAUUGUGGUUUUACAUUUGGUUUUCAUAUUGAAGGGCUCAUUGAAGAUGUAUUUGAGUGGCUUCCCCUCCUGGUGAACGGACAGACACCAACAUAGCUGGCACACAGAGACAUAUAUUUAGAGAGUUCGGCACAACUUUUAGAACCGACGCCAUGUUAGCACCUUAAUACACGGCUGGCACCAACACGGCUGGCACCAACACGGCUGGCACCAACACGGCUGGCAUUAACACGGCUGGCACCAACACGGCUGGCACAAACACGGCUGGCACCAACACGGCUGGCACCAACACGGCUGGCACAAACACGGCUGGCAUCAACACGGCUGGCACCAACACGGCUGGCAUCAACAUGGCUGGCAUCAACAUGGCUGGCACCACAGAGGACCUGGAAAUACACCAGUCUGUCACAUCACCACAGAGGACCUGGAAAUACACCAGUCUGUCACAUCACCACAGAGGACCUGGAAAUACACCAGUCUGUCACAUCACCACAGAGGACCUGGAAAUACACCAGUCUGUCACAUCACCACAGAGGACCUGGAAAUACACCAGUCUGUCACAUCACCACAGAGGACCUGGAAAUACACCAGUCUGUCACAUCACCACAGAGGACCUGGAUUCAAGGAUCUUAUAGAUGUUCAAUUAUAUUUGCUGAUGUUAUUUUUAAUUUGAACAGUUCGUCGUCGUUGUGCGUCUCUUUAUAUUGUAUUUUUCACUCCACUGAAUGUUCUUCUUCAAUCAGAGUCGCUAUGCCAGUUUUAUUUCAUGAAUCACUGAAACUGUGAAUUUUACAAUAAAAAAUAUUGUUAAAAAUAUUGUUAAAAUAAUGUACAUUUUUCACAACAUUGUUCACCUAACUUUGGUAAUAUUAAAAGUUGACUUUUUAAAAUA